Messenger RNA from Rodentolepis nana, 213 nucleotides. The record is from the annotation of a GenBank genome assembly. Lineage: Eukaryota; Metazoa; Platyhelminthes; Cestoda; Cyclophyllidea; Hymenolepididae.
AUGCCUCUGUCAAAAUCCUCGCUUCCUACUACGGUGACUCCUGUAACGACUACGGAGUCGGGGGAAGAAUACGCCGAUGAAAGGGAUUUCAAUAUAUUCGUAAUCGCUUUCAGUGCACUGCAGGAGGAGGUCACUCAUGACUGUCGACGAAUUGCCACCCUAUUGCUCUCUGGAUUUCUAGUUGUUGGAAUACUGCCACUCAAUUCUGAAUAG